Messenger RNA from Rhinichthys klamathensis goyatoka, 1401 nucleotides. RefSeq names its product four-jointed box kinase 1 (gene fjx1). The transcript has a single exon. The coding region runs from base 135 to 1322 and encodes 395 amino acids. The record is from RefSeq and is a predicted model, not a curated record. NCBI's taxonomy places the organism in Eukaryota, Metazoa, Chordata, Actinopteri, Cypriniformes, Leuciscidae. Gene Ontology annotation, biological process: cell-cell signaling.
CUGUAGCCUACUGAACACAGAAAGAGUUUGGGAGGAGAGGAACACCGCACGGGAGAUGAGAAUUCAUGAUGAUUAUAUUUCAACCUUAGGAGACUCAUGUAAGAAGAUGUCAAGGUAAAGCGAAAUGGACUAAAAUGCGUUUUGAAAUCAUGAAAGCCGGCAAGGUGAAAUUAUGCGCGUCACUUUGUAUGUGGCUUGGAAUAGUUACCUGGAUAGGAAAUGUUAAGUUGCAUUGUUGGUCCGUUUUUGUCCAACAAGCCACUGAUCGAGGCUCUGGCGUCGUGUUCUCUUUUGCAAACGAGCAGGUAAAUGUUUCUGAAAGACACGCGCCAUGGAACGGAGGGUUGCAAGACGGUAAAAGUUUUCGCAUGCGCUCCCCGUUAGAUAACGUGAUCGAGCACCGGGUCUUCUGGAGCGCGUGGCUGGAAGGUCUCUCCACUCGUGUUUUUGACGUGGAGCACGAGAGGAAGUGGAGAGAUCAGGUUCGGUACGCUCGGGUGGUUGUGCUGGAAGCGGGCUGCGGCAGACCAACAAACCGUCUCGCGACCUUCGCCGACGGCACGAGAGCAUGCGUGCGAUACGGCAUCGACGCGGAUCAAGUGCUGGGCGAAACCCUCUCUUAUUAUCUGGCUGAACUGCUUGGGAUUUCCAACCUUCCGCCCUUGGCGCUUUCCAAACUGAACCUGUCGAGUGAGCAGUGGGCAAGUGUGCGAGAAAAUAUCGAGGCGUUAGAAUGGUCGCCAAAUGCCAUUGUAUCUCUCACUGAGUUCAUCCCAAAUGUCACUGGAGUGUUUAUUCCAUUACAUUUACGAAAACAGCAAGGGGCAGGUCUUCACCUCUCUGCCGAGAUAUCGAACAUGACUUUAACAUAUCUCGUUGAAUUAACGCAGUGGAGUGAUCUAAUCUUAUUUGAUUAUUUAACAGCCAACUUUGAUCGAAUCGUCAGUCACAUUUUCAGUCUCCAAUGGGACGCGCGCGUAAUGGAGAGGACCACUAAUAACCUUCUCAAAACAGUCAGUGGACAUUUGCUUUUUAUUGAUAACGAGGCCGGGCUUAUUCACGGAUACAGGGUGCUUGACCUAUGGGAACGAUAUCACACACUACUGCUAAGUUCGUCGUGUAUAUUUCGGAGAAGUACAGUCCGGCGUAUAUCUGAGAUGAAGCGCUCUGGAAACAGCGCAAAGCUGCUGUGUGAACUGUACCGCGCGAGGGAACCGUUGGCGCGCGAGCUGGGCUCUCUGUCUGAAGAGCACGCGCUUACAUUGCAGAACAGGAUUGUUGCCGUUUACAAACAUAUUAAGCAGUGCACAGAAAUCAUGUAGACAUUUGGGAGCUCAUCUCAAGUUUUUCUAUAGGUGCUACACAUUGAUCUAUGACUAUUCGUUGCUGCCUGUACUGUUA